ACGCGGGAGCGGGAGCGGCCUGGGGAGCCGGAGCGCACCAUGGAGGCGGCGGCCGGCGGCCGCGGCGGCUUCCAACCGCACCCGGGGCUGCAGAAGACGCUGGAGCAGUUCCACCUCAGCUCCAUGAGCUCGCUGGGCGGCCCGGCUGCCUUCUCGGCGCGCUGGGCGCAGGAGGCCUACAAGAAGGAGAGCGCCAAGGAGGCGGGCGCGGCCGCGGUGCCGGCGCCGGUGCCCGCGGCCGCCGAACCCCCGCCGGUGCUGCACCUGCCCGCCAUCCAGCCGCCGCCGCCCGUGCUACCCGGGCCCUUCUUCAUGCCGUCCGACCGCUCCACGGAGCGCUGCGAGACCGUGCUGGAGGGCGAGACCAUCUCGUGUUUCGUGGUGGGCGGCGAGAAGCGGCUGUGUCUGCCGCAGAUCCUCAACUCCGUGCUGCGCGACUUCUCUCUGCAGCAGAUCAACUCGGUGUGCGACGAGCUUCACAUCUACUGCUCGCGCUGCACGGCCGACCAGCUGGAGAUCCUCAAAGUCAUGGGCAUCCUGCCCUUCUCGGCGCCCUCGUGCGGGCUCAUCACCAAGACGGACGCCGAGCGCCUGUGCAACGCGCUGCUGUACGGCGGCGCCUACCCGCCGCCCUGCAAGAAGGAGCUGGCGGCCAGCCUGGCGCUGGGCCUGGAGCUGAGCGAGCGCAGUGUGCGUGUGUACCACGAGUGCUUCGGCAAGUGCAAAGGGUUGCUGGUGCCCGAGCUCUACAGCAGCCCGAGCGCCGCCUGCAUCCAGUGCCUCGACUGUCGCCUCAUGUACCCGCCGCACAAGUUCGUGGUGCAUUCGCACAAGGCCCUGGAAAACCGGACCUGCCACUGGGGCUUCGACUCGGCCAACUGGCGGGCCUACAUCCUGCUCAGCCAGGACUACACGGGCAAGGAGGAGCAGGCGCGGCUCGGCCGCUGUCUGGACGACGUCAAGGAGAAGUUCGACUAUGGCAACAAGUACAAGCGGCGGGUGCCCCGGGUCUCUGAUCCCCCGGCCUCUGUAAGAAAAGCAGAUGACGCCCCCUCCCAGCACCCCACGUCCUCCGAGAAGGACAAGCAGCCCGGCUGGCUGCGGACCCUGGCCGGCUCCUCCAGCAAGAGCCUGGGCUGUGUCCACCCUCGCCAGCGCCUAUCCGCCUUCCGACCCUGGUCCCCUGCGGUUUCUGCGAGUGACAAAGAGCUCUCCCCGCACCUCCCGGCCCUGAUUCGAGACAGCUUCUACUCCUAUAAGAGCUUUGAGACGGGCGUGGCCCCCAACGUGGCCCUGGCCCCGCCAGCCCAGCACAAGGCAGUGAGCAGCCCGCCCUGCACCACAGUCGUCUCCCGGGCCCCCGAGCCCCUCCCCGCCUGCAUCCAGCCCCGGAAGCGGAAGCUGCCUGCGGAUACCCCUGGAGCCCCGGAGACGCCAGCACCUGGGCCCGCCCCCGAGGAGGACAAGGACUCGGAGGCCGAGGUGGAGGUGGAGAGCCGAGAGGAGUUCACCUCCUCCCUGUCCUCGCUGUCCUCUCCAUCCUUUACCUCAUCCAGCUCUGCCAAGGACCUGAGCUCCCCGGGCCUGCUUGCCCCGCCCGUGGCCCCCUCUGCCCCUGAUGCCGCGGCCCCUGCCGAUGCCCCGAGCAGCGGGCUGGAGGCGGAGCUUGAGCACCUGCGGCAGGCCCUGGAGGGCGGCCUGGACACCAAGGAAGCCAAAGAGAAGUUCCUGCACGAGGUGGUGAAGAUGCGUGUGAAGCAGGAGGAGAAGCUGAGCGCCGCCCUGCAGGCCAAGCGCAGUCUGCACCAGGAGCUGGAGUUCCUGCGCGUGGCCAAGAAGGAGAAGCUGCGGGAGGCCACAGAGGCCAAGCGCAGCCUGCGGAAGGAGAUCGAGCGGCUCCGCGCGGAGAACGAGAAGAAGAUGAAGGAGGCCAACGAGGCGCGGCUGCGCCUGAAGCGGGAGCUGGAGCAGGCACGGCAAGCCCGCGUGUGUGACAAGGGCUGCGAGGCUGGCCGCCUGCGGGCCAAGUACUCGGCCCAGAUCGAGGAUCUGCAGGUGAAGCUGCAGCAUGCAGAGGCUGAUCGUGAGCAGCUGCGGGCUGACCUGCUGCGAGAGCGGGAGGCCCGGGAGCACCUGGAGAAGGUGGUGAAGGGGCUGCAGGAGCAGCUGUGGCCGCGGCCCCGCUCCGAGGCUGCAGGUGGCGAGAGCACGGCUGAGCUGGAGCCCUAGUGGAACCCACUGUCUGCUGCGCAGGGCGGAUGCCGCAGGGCGGGCGGGCGGCGGGGUUGGGGCUCCGUGCCAGCGGGGCGCCCCCCUCCAGUCCUUAUAGCACAACGUCUUACUGUGCCUAGAACCAAGCAAGUGUUUGGAACCACAUACUUUUGGAAUCCACUGCAAAAUUUUCUACUGGCCAAGUUCAAACGUGCAAGCCGGUUCCCAACUGCCCCGGAGACGAGGCCAGCUCGGUGGCUGUGGCUGGCCCUCCGCUUGCCGGAACGUUCUAACAUUUACACUUUUGUUAUAAGCUAUUUAAAACCAAUAAGGAGACUUGAUAUUCAGAAAAAUCAACACAUUUUUUAAUGACUAACUUUUAAAAGCCCCACCCUCACGUGAUGCCCCCCGAGGACCCACAUGGGAGCCGGGGUGGUCCCCGUCCUGCCCCUCGAAGCCAUCGCAGCUCGUCUGCACCCGCGGCCGCGUGACCACACGAAGGGUUUUUCUCCAGAGUCUAUUUUUUCAGCGACAAGGACCCGUCUCCCGCACUGUCAGGGGAGGACCCGGGGAGUGCCGCGCGCACGCGAGCUGGAACACUGCCGCCUUACCCGCCUACCGCCCCCGCCGCCCGCAGGGGCGUCCGCAGGGGCGUCCUCAGGGGUGCUUGGGCAGGCGGUGGGGGCGGGUCCGCGCUGGCCGGGCAUGUGCCCUCCUCCACGCGCCCCUCCGUCCGGCUGGCAGCCCGCAGGGGCAUUUGCAGGGGUGCUUGGGGGAGCGGCGGAGGCGGGUCUGCGCUGGCCAGGCACACGCCCUCCUCGUGCCCCUCCAUCUGGCCGGCGGCGCGCCUUCUGUUUGGGCCGAGGCUGCAGCAUUGCAACAAACACAGCAUUAUUUCAGUUUUUCUUUUUCCUUUUGUUUGUUCGUUCAUUUAAACGUAUACUUAGAACUGCACUUUGUCAAAAACCUUCCCCUUCUCUUUUUAUUCCCCAGUUAACUGAGGUUUUUACUUUCAGAUACUGCAAACCGAUUUCUAGAGCAUCCACAUCCUAAGUGCUCGAGUGUCUAGAAACCCCUCUGGUGCUUGGUUGAACAAGGGAAUCACACGAAAACGAAAACGCAAAAACUGAACUUCGGGGGGUGGUUCUGUGCCUUCCAGCGUCUUGUACAGCAAACCCUGACUCGUCUUCUUCCCCCAGAAUACGUCUCCAGUAGCUGUUGGAUCUGCCAUGAUCACAAUGAGUUACCUGCAUUUAUUCCAAAUAAUCGCGUUUACUCUCAACUGUAUGCGAAUUGUGUAAGGUUUUUUAUGCCCAAGCUUGAAAAAUGAUUUCCUAGUAGACCAGGUGGCUCCCUGACCUAAAUCAUGGUAUUUAUUUACGUGGAGAGACCUGACCAGAACUCUCUGCUCGUGUCCGUCCCAGCACCCAGCAGCUGUGGCCAUGGGAGGUGGUGCCAUGGCCGCCGAGUAGAGCAGAGUUCGGGUGACCACGUCGGUGGUGGGGUUCUGCCCUUGGUUUGCUGGGUGGGGGCUGGGUGCUGCCAGCCCCCCUUCUAAAGUGCAAUGCAAAAGGGACACCGUGUAUAUGCAGCGUGCGUUUGGUUGUUUUUCUUUUUUCUUUUUAAAAAAUUUUUUUGCUUCUGUUUUUCUUUGCAGUUAUUAAAUCUGUAUGCAUGGACUUUUAAACCUCUGCCAUACGUAUAUCCACCGAUGGGCAUUAUUACCGUGUCGUGUAGAGGGUCGGUUGUGUCACGCAACACUCAGAAUGCUGUGUUUACCCUUGUUUUUCCAGAGUUGUGUUUUCCAGUCAUUUCUUCAAGGGAAACUAAAUGAUUUAGUUGGAGCAAA
This is a messenger RNA of Dama dama (fallow deer), 4060 nucleotides long. RefSeq names its product SKI proto-oncogene (gene SKI). Gene Ontology annotation, molecular function: DNA-binding transcription factor activity, RNA polymerase II-specific; SMAD binding; RNA polymerase II cis-regulatory region sequence-specific DNA binding. The coding region runs from base 40 to 2229 and encodes 729 amino acids. The transcript has 7 exons. NCBI's taxonomy places the organism in Eukaryota, Metazoa, Chordata, Mammalia, Artiodactyla, Cervidae. Gene Ontology annotation, cellular component: nucleus. Gene Ontology annotation, biological process: negative regulation of BMP signaling pathway. The record is from RefSeq and is a predicted model, not a curated record.